GAAGUCGCUAGAAGGGAAACUCAACAUGAUUUGCUUACUUGCAGCAAGUAUCAUUGCAGCAAACACAGCACGAGGAGGCGCAUCUCGGGCAGACGGAUGACUUGCAGUUAUGUACUCUGCACUCAAAGCAAAGUAGCUUUUCAUUCGGACGCAUGCUAAGUACCUUGGUAUGUAGAAGCAACAAAGGCAGGGAAUAUUGUGCUCGAGGUUGUUGAGCCUGCCUGCAACUCCAACGUCCAGUCCUCUGCUCAUUCCAGCCGCUGGACAAGUCUUUCGUCGCGACAAGUCCGUUUACCGAGCAACGCCGUUUCCCACCACGCCGCAACCAUGAAGAGCCGCCAAAAUGUUGAGUUCAAGACGCUCGACGGACUAACACUCCGCGGGUGGUUAUUCCCCGCUCCUCAGCGAGGGCCGGCCAUCAUCAUGACUCCUGGGUUCAACAACGUCAAGGAGAUGAUCAUUUCCGAGGUGGCCGAGUACUUUCAUGGCGCCGGCUUCACCGUCUUGAGCUACGACCCGAGAUCGAUCGGGGAGAGCGACGGCAUGCCCCGAAACGAGGCCCACCCGGCACGCAACGUCGAGGACUACCACGAUGCCCUGACGUACCUGAAGCAGCACUGGGGCCAUCUGGUCGACCCGACCCGCAUUGCCUACUGGGGUUACUCGUUUAGUGGCAUGGUGGCCCUCUGCGCCGCGGCGCUCGACAAGCGCGCCAAGGCCGUCGUGGCCGUCUCGCCCCUGACCAUCUGGGAAUUCACCAAGUGGAAGCAGGUGCUCGCCAAGGCCAUGAAGGACCGCGAGUCGCGCCUGGCUGGCAACAAUCCGGUGCGUUUGCCGAUGCUGACCGAGAACGGUGAGCAUCCCGCGGGGUUCGGCACCGGCUUCGACGUCGAGGAUGUCUAUAACAUCAUCGCGCGCGCGGCCGAGGUGCAGCCGACGUUUGUGGCCGAGACAACGCUCAGCACCUAUUACCACAUUGCUGCCUUCCAGCCAUUCGGCCUGAUGUCCCAUGUUUCACCCACGCCCGCCAUGGUGGUCACGGGAGAGAAAGACUUGGUCUCCCCGGCCGAGCUGCAGAAGACGCUCAUCUUCGACGUCUUCAAGGACCCAAAGCGCCAUCUCAGCGUGCCCAGCAAGGGGCACAUGAACAUUUUGAGUGGACAGGAUUCGAUCAAGGUGCUCGAUGCACAGAUCAGCUUUCUUCGCGAGUAUUUAGGGUAGUGAUAAGAAGCGGAAAAUACUACACUCGGUUCCCCC
Molecule: messenger RNA, 1257 nt
Organism: Parathielavia appendiculata
Lineage: Eukaryota; Fungi; Ascomycota; Sordariomycetes; Sordariales; Chaetomiaceae
Product: DltD N-terminal domain protein
Exons: 2
Coding region: 328-1221 (297 amino acids)
Source: RefSeq, a predicted model, not a curated record